GUCACCAUGUUGAUAACCAAGAUUGAUGUUUUGAGGUUAAGAUAGCAUUACACAGGUAGAGAUCAAGGCUGUUGCCUCCAACAGACCCACCCAACCAAUAACUGGCAGAAAAUCUGCUCCAUGUUUGAUUUUAUCAUUGGAUUGAGGUCCACAUCUGAGAGUUGAUCCAACUGCCAGCAUAGUAGCACUUAUCCAAUAAUUAGCUCAAGGGCCAAACGAUCAUAUCAUUAUAUCUUCAUCAUUAUAUAAUGUAUUUUCAUCCAUGCUUUUCACUGGUCACUGGUCUAUGCCCUGUAAUAAAGUGCUUUGAUUAAAAAUGCCUAACCCAAUGCCUAACAUAUGGUUGCCCAUGUAAUAUAAAAGGGCAAUAUCAGAGGCACAGAACCAAUACGGGCAACAGCUAAUGCUACAGGGUACAAAGGUUCAGCACCCACUGCACCACACUUCUCUCUAGUUCCAUUCUAACUACGGUAUUUCCAACACCUCCAUACCAGACUGUCCACCUAGUUCUAACCCUACUGUCACUAUCCCUGGCCUAUAGACUAUUACACCCACUCCUGGUUCAAUCCCAAUCUCAUUAUUCCCAGCACCCCCUGUGCCACGUUGACCUUAGUCCCAUCCCCAUUAUCACUAUACCUGGCAACUCCUGUGCCACACUGACCCCUUGUCCCACCGCAGCCUCACAGUUCCCAGCAUGCCCUGUUCCACACUCCAUCAAUAAUGCUAUUCCCAACACUCCCUGUUCCACACUAUUCGCAGCAACACCCCCUGUGCCACACAGCUCCCCUCGUCCCGACCACCUUAACAUGAUGCCCAACACCCCGGUAUAACACACUGGCAGCCUGUUCCCACCCUGACUAUCACGAUCUCCGGCACCCGCCUAUGAAACACACCGAUCUCUCCAACACUCCCUGUUCCCCUGCAAUGUUUUGCUCUAGUUCCUGUUUCCCAGCAUGCACCGUGCUGACGUAUUCACCGGCCCAUGAUGGCGGCUGACAGUGAUCCCGAGUCCGAGGUGUUUGAGAUCACAGACUUCACCACUGCUUCAGAGUGGGAGAGAUUUAUUUCAAAAGUUGAAGAAGUUUUAAAUGAAUGGAAGUUAAUUGGGGAGACAUCAAAUAAAGCCCCAGAAAAGGGAGAAUAUACAUCAGGAGUCUGGGAGGAGAAAAGAGAUGAGAUUUUGUUUGCAGACUUCAGAUUCUCUAUUUGUCACCAUUAUUUAGUGCAAGAUUCAGGAGAGAAAGAAGAAAAGGAAGACACAGGAGAAGAUGCCAUCCCCGUGUGCAUGCAGGAUCUGCUCUGCACUAACAACGAUUUCCCACCUGUAGCACAUUGUCUAGUGAGAUGGUAUGGGCUGAGGGAGUUUGUGGUCAUAUCGCCGGCUGCCAAUGAUGCUGUUAUUAGCGAGUCCAAGUGCAACCUUCUCCUGAGUUCAGUUUCAAUAGCCUUGGGGAACACUGGCUGCCAGGUGCCACUCUUUGUCCAAGUUCAUCAGAAAUGGAGAAAACUUUACAUAGGGGAGUGUCAAGGUCCUGGAGUACGGACUGAUUUCGAGAUGGUCCAUUUACGGAAAGUUCCCAAUCAGUAUACACAUUUAUCUGGGCUCCUUGAUAUAUUCAAAUCUAAAAUUGGAUGCCCACUGAUGGUACUACCUCCUGUUAACAUUGCCAUUCGCUUUACUUACAUACUGCAAGACUGGCAGCAAUAUUUUUGGCCUCAGCAACCUCCAGACAUUGAUGCACUUAUUGGUGGUGAAGUUGGAGGGCUGGAGUUUGGGAAACUUCCCUUUGGAGCUUGUGAAGAUCCAAUAAGUGAACUCCAUUUAGCUGCGACAUGGCCCUGUCUGACCGAAGGAAUAAUUGUGGACAAUGACGUAUACUCAGACUUGGAUCCUCUUCAAGCUCCUCAGUGGUCUGUGCGAGUUCGGAAAGCAGAUAAUCCUCAGUGCAUGCUGGGUGAUUUUGUUUCAGAAUUUUUUAGACUUUGCAGAAGGAAAGAAUCUACAGAUGAACUGCUGGGAAAGUCUGCAUUCGAAGAGAAUGGAAAAGAGGUAGCAGAUAUAAGCCAAGCACUAUCAAAGCUCACCGAGCCAGCUCCAGUGCAUAUCCAUAAGCUGUCUGUAACCAGCAUGGUCCACAGUGCAAGAAAGAAAAUCCGCAAGCGUAGGGGAGCCGACGAGUCACCCUUAAACAACGAUGUCCUCAAUGCCAUCUUAUUUUUCUUGUUCCCUGACGCCAAAUCACUUGAUGGAUCGGAAGCCAAACCUAGCACCUCCGCAGGAAACAUCUCCUCACAGUCAGAGAGCAAAGACUAUAACCUGUACAGCCAACUGAAAUCUUCACCCUCGGAUAGCCUGACAUACAAACUGGCUUUAUGUCUCUGUAUGGUCAACUUCUAUCAUGGAGGAGUAAAGGGCGUGGCUCACCUGUGGCAAGAGUUUGUUCUGGAAAUGCGAUAUCGAUGGGAAAACAAUUUCCUUAUUCCCGGGUUAGCAAAUGGAUCCCCUGAUCUGAAAUGCUGCCUGCUUCAUCAGAAGCUCCAGAUGUUAAACUGCUGCCUGGAGAGGAAGAAGGCCAGGGAUGAGGGGAAGAAAGGGAACCCUUUGUACAGAUCUAGUGUGCCUUCUGUUAAGAAAGCGAGUGAUACAUUGAGCCCGGUGGAGGCAGACAAAAGCAAAUUUGAAGUGGCAAAAUCGUGGGAUUCGUGGAGCGAUAGUGAGGAAGAGUUCUUUGAGUGUCAUAGUGACACUGAGGAGCUGAAAGAGACUGGACAGGAAUGUGCAAGAAAAGCCAAAGAGCAAACAACAGAGACUCCAUCUCCCAAACCAGAAGGGCGCUUACAUCAGUCUGGGAACCUAACAUUGCUUAACUCUGGGGAACCACUUUACAUUCCUGUAACUCAGGAACCGGCACCUAUGACAGAAGAUCUCCUAGAAGAGCAAUCUGAGGUUUUAGCAAAACUGGGGACCUCCGCUGAAGGGGCACACUUAAGGGCCCGGAUGCAAAGCGCCUGCCUGAUCUCUGACAUGGAAUCCUUUAAGGCUGCCAAUCCAGGCUGCUGCUUGGAAGACUUUGUUCGGUGGUAUUCCCCCAGGGAUUAUAUUGAAGAGGGAGCAAUGGAUGAUAAAGGUAACAAGAUCUUCAAAGGAGAACUAAGCGCUCGAAUGAAAAUCCCCAAUAACAUGUGGGUGGAAACCUGGGAAACGGCCAAGCCAAUCCCUGCCCGCCGGCAGCGACGAUUGUUUGAUGAUACCAAAGAAGCAGAAAAGGUUCUGCACUACCUUGCGGUUCAGAAACCAGCUGAUUUGACCAGGCACCUCUUGCCUUGCAUUAUUCAUGCAGCUCUGCUGAAGUUAAAGGAGGAAGAGGCAGCGGAAGACAUUCCGUCAGGUAGAAAAGCCAUAAAGCAAAUCAUCUCUCAUUCCAGCAAAGUCCUUCAUUUCCCCAGUCCCGACGACAAGAAACUGGAAGACGUCAUCAGCCAAAUUGUUAACGUGGAAGCAACAAUCGCGAGGGCGAGAUCUCUAAAGGCAAAGUUUGCAAUUGACCGGUGUGAAAAAUCUGAGGAGAAAGAGGAUUUGGAAAAGUUUGUGAGCUGCCUGUUGGACCAGCCAGAGGUGCCGAUCAUUGGUGCCGGGAGAGGACCUGCUGGUACCAUUAUCCACAAGAUGUUUGUAAAUGCACAAAGGCUGACUGAAUCUGCUGAUGAGGCUUUGACGUUGGCUCCCAUGGAGGAGGAGCCCAAACGAUCCAGCUCCUCGGAUGAUCGCAGGCAGACAUCUGGGGCAGAUUUCCCUUCUCCUGCUGGCCGAGAGGUCAUUCUACGUACCAGUGUCUCCAGACCUGCCCCAUAUUCCAAAGUGCUGCCCCAGCGCAUGUACAGUGUCCUCACUAAGGAUGAUUUCAGACUUGCUGGUGCCUUCUCCUCUGAUACGUCCUUCUUCUGAGACUCUCCAGCCAAUUAGCACCCAGUCAUCAGACAUCACUACAGACGUCCUUAUAGUUCCAUGGAUGAGAUGCUUUGCUCUGUCUGUCAUGGCUUUGAAGAAAGCUUCUUGUUAGUGCACAUAUCUUUAAGUGAGUUAAAGGAGAAGUUCUGCUAAACAUUCAUUAUUAUCUGAUCAUAAAGGUGGCAUUUAAAGGCUGUGCAGUAUAUACCUGUAUUACAAUUUAAUGGGAUUAGUCGGGAGUCUUGUUUUGGCUGCAGCUUUACCUGUAUAAUUCCAUUUUCUCUGCUGCCCAUGUCCAUAUUGUUUCAUGCCAUGCCCCCUUGUGCUGCUGGCAUCACUGCCUACUGUGAAGAUAGUAAUACUACAGUUGGACUAUGGGAGGUAGAAAAGCAGAUUGUGGCCAGCCAGACUGAGAUAAUGACUGCUUACGUCAGUAGCACCUUAAUAACCUAAGCACGUGGCUUUGUGGUAAUAUUUUCCAUUUAGUCAAAAGUUUGGAAAAAUAUGGUAUUUUCCCAGGAACCAUAGUUGGGUACAGGGAGCAAAGAGGGACAGGCUGUGCCAAAGCUGAGACAACUGAAUUUGCUGCAACUAAAUAAUGAUUUGAUAAUUGAAAUGAUUUGUUUUCUAGGUGCACCCACUUUAUUAUUUUGGGAUGGGUGUACCUGCAAUUCAAUUGUAGGAUAUCUGUAUAAUGGCUUUCCCACAAGCUUACCGCUGUUUUAAUGUAGAGUUAAUUUAAGGUGUUUUAAUUGGAAAGAGACACGUUUCCGUGUUUACUAUAAAACUGUAUACUGUAAUUAGUGCCCCCAAAUCCUCCUGUAUCUGACUGUGUGGCCUUUCUUCAUUGGCUGAAACUCUUCUGUCUGUGAUAUUGUCCAUCCCCUGAGCAACCUGAGGCCAUGCACCCGCAACAGGCUUCAUAGAUGUGGGGCGCAUUCUAAAUGUAAACCAUUCUGCAUAUCCAGCCUAUCCCUAAUGUAUGUUACAUGUAAGUGAUCUCUUGGUAUUCUGUAACAACACUAAAAGUAAAAACUCCCAUCAAAUAUGAGAACUGUAACUCCCAUCAAAUAUAAGAACUGAAGUUCAGUUAGGGCCAGUUCAAAAGGCCUGGGAAAAUUGAUCUGUUCGUAUAAAGCAGACAGGGAUAUUCUGAGAAGAAUUGCAAUUGGUCUGAUAAGGUCCAAUUUACCCUAGCAACCAGGCCAGUGCUUUGAAUGAGAGACUGGAUAUGAAUAGAAAAGGGACUACAUAGAACAAUAAGUAAGUAAAAGUAACAUACAAUGAUAAAACUAAAACCCUCACAUAGCCAUAAUUUUUAGCUGCAAAGAAUCAGAAAAAUAAUUAAAAUAAUUUAAACAUCUAUUAAAUAAUGGAAGACCAAUUAAAAAUGCUGCAAAGAACAGGACAUUCUAUAACAUAUUAAAGUUAAUUUAAAGGUGAACUACGCCUUUAAAUAACAUGUCAGCUGUGAGAGGCCCAGCUGGAAGUUGUUUACCACUUUCUCCAGCAGGUGUCAGUACUAAGCAUCAUCCAGUCCCUGCUCGGUUCUCUACUCCUCCCACUGAGAAUCGAUUGGCUCACAUCAAUGAGGAGAGGGACUGAUUGGUAGUGUUAUGUAUCAUGUUCUGCCAGGGAGAGCCAUGAGGGUAGAAGGCCCUGAAGUUACAGACACCCAAAGCUGGUAUGGAGGGCUGCAGGGGAUGUUGCUUUGGCUCUGAACCCCCCAACAUCAUAGGUUCAUUUUAGUAUUAUACAUAACUAAAAUAAUAUAAGAGCAGAAAAAGUGUAUCAGAUUUUUUUCCCAGGCAAUUAGUUUGACCCUAUAGUUAGGCUGAUUGUGAUUGGCUGCUGCCAGGUGAGUCGUUGGCAGACAAUCUCUUGACUGACACUCAGCUAUGCAGCUUCCAGCAGGUGGAAGUGAACCAUAUGUGUAAUGUCGCACUAAUUCUGGUGCUGGCGCAUUUGGGGGUUACUUUGACACAGUGAUCGGAUCCUCUUGGGAUGUUGCACGUUCUCUCUAUGAGAAAUAAAGCCUUUUCUGGGCCCGUCAGCUUUGAUUAGAGAAAUCAGUGUAAUUAUUCACAGAAAUACAAUUCCCAGCAUGCCCCGUGGCCAAGUACUGUGCUAAUCAAUAUAAUGACCUCUCCAAGGCAUCCCCCCUGUAUGUGAUGUCCAGUCACAAGGGUCAAUAACAGAGGUGUUUGGAAGGAAGGACAUAGAGCUCAUUAUGGUACAAAUGAGAUACGUAGCUGUAAUAAUUAGACAGAGUCUGCAAUGUGUCACAAAUACACCUGCCGUUAUGCACACAGUAUGGCAGCUCCUACACACCGUCCUGCUUUAUGAAGGAGGAUUGUCAUUAUUGAUUUGUAACAUAUAAUAAAUUGAUACAGGGUGCAGUGUCA
This is a messenger RNA of Xenopus laevis (African clawed frog), 6354 nucleotides long. It is a transcript of the gene rab3gap1.S, whose product is annotated as RAB3 GTPase activating protein catalytic subunit 1 S homeolog. Gene Ontology annotation, molecular function: GTPase activator activity. Gene Ontology annotation, cellular component: endoplasmic reticulum; cytoplasm; Golgi apparatus. Lineage: Eukaryota; Metazoa; Chordata; Amphibia; Anura; Pipidae. The transcript has 25 exons. The record is from RefSeq and is a predicted model, not a curated record. The coding region runs from base 983 to 3946 and encodes 987 amino acids.